AUGGGUCUCAUUAUCCACCACCUGCAAGUGUCGCAAUCGGAGCGCCUCCCUUGGAUUUGCGAAGAGCUUGGCAUUGAUUAUGAGCUCAAACUGUACAAGAGAGCACCACUUCUGGCUCCACCGGAGUACAAGGCCCUCCAUCCCAUGGGAUCGGCACCUGUCAUCCAGGAUGGCGACGUGACCUUGGCUGAGAGCUGCGCCUGCAUCGAGGACAUAUGCCACAAGUACGGCCAGGGAAGACUCUUCUUGCACAGUUCCGACCCUGAAUACGCAGACUUCUUGUACUGGUGGCACUGGGUUGAUGGCUCCUUUACUUCCACUCUCAGCCAAGCUGUCGUGCCGAAGUCAGACAAGCCUGUAGAUAACAGCCUCUUGGCUCGUUAUAAGACGGAACGUUACAAGAACGCCAUACAAAUGCUGGAAGACAGGCUCGGCAAAAAUACAUGGCUGGCAGGAUCACAGUUCACCGCGGCGGACGUUAUGCUCGUUUUUCACCUCACAACUCUUCGCUACUUUUACCCAUUUGAGUUGGGCGCCUAUCCCAAUAUUCUUAGCUAUCUGGCGAGAAUCGGAGCAAGGCCUGCGUAUCAAGCCGCAAUGAAGAAAUGCGACCCGGAGAUGGAACUUGUUCUGGGGGCAAGCCCACCGAAAAGUGAUAAGGUGCUUUGA
Grosmannia clavigera kw1407 is the source of this 669-nucleotide messenger RNA. Its product is annotated as glutathione s-transferase. The transcript has a single exon. Lineage: Eukaryota; Fungi; Ascomycota; Sordariomycetes; Ophiostomatales; Ophiostomataceae. Bases 1 to 669 code for a protein of 222 amino acids. The record is from RefSeq and is a predicted model, not a curated record.